GCCGAGGGAGCGGGCAGGGCCGGUGCCGGCAGUGUCAUGGCGGCGCCGCUGCGGGACCGGCUGAGUUUCCUGAGCCGGCUGCCGGUGUUGCUGCGGGGCACGGCCGACGACGACACCCCGUGCCCCGGGUACCUGUUCGAGGAGAUCGCCAAGAUCUCCCACGAGUCCCCCGGCAGCAGCCAGUGUCUGCUGGAGCAUCUCCUCACACGGCUGCAGAGCAGCUCCUGCCACGUCAAGUUGAAGGCAGGUGCUGAAGAUCCUGCUGCACACCUGCUCGCAGGGCUCGCCCCAGUUUGUGCUGCAGCUGAAGAGGAACGCCAGCUUCAUCCGGGAGGCUGCAGUGUUCUCCGGGCCCCCAGACCCCCUCCACGGCAACAGCUUGAACCAGAAGGUGCGGGCGGCCGCACAGGACCUGGCCAGCAUUCUGUUCUCGGAUGCGCCGCUGCCGCAGCCCCUGGCGCUGCCCGCCCGGCCCCCGGCCCCCGCCGGGAUGGGCUCCAGCCCCAGCCCCUGUGGCUCCCUGCAGGGAUUCGGCUUCAGCAGUGACAAGAGCGGGUCCGCUUCCACAGGAGAGGCCCUGCUGAGCAGCCUUCAGCGGGCGGCCGAGGCCGUGGCCCAGGCCGUGCUCCCGGCACCGGGGGGGCCCCGGCAGCUCCGUGGGGACCUCCCCGAGGACACCUACGAGCCCGUCCGAGCUCCA
This is a messenger RNA of Pyrgilauda ruficollis (rufous-necked snowfinch), 700 nucleotides long. RefSeq names its product TEPSIN adaptor related protein complex 4 accessory protein (gene TEPSIN). Lineage: Eukaryota; Metazoa; Chordata; Aves; Passeriformes; Passeridae. The transcript has 8 exons. The coding region runs from base 37 to 546 and encodes 169 amino acids. The record is from RefSeq and is a predicted model, not a curated record. Gene Ontology annotation, cellular component: trans-Golgi network membrane.